CCCGGAAAAGUAACUCUUUGACGUGUAUGCAUGGUACCGUGUGCUUCCGGUAUAGCGUGUGUUCACAGUUAUCCAGCCUUUUCCUCUUGGGUUUCAAUAGAACAGUCACUUUGGACUCCCGGCUCCUUACCUGUUUCCCCCUAAACGGCGUAUCUAACUUUGUGGACAUGGCAUCAUCAGUUUCGGCACAGGCGAAUCCUGCUCCGGUUGCGGCGCUCCAGAGAGGAAUAGUCAAGAUGGUCUUGUCAGGAUGUGCAAUAAUCGUGAGGGGCCAGCCACGGGGAGGCCCGCCCCCGGAGCGUCAGAUCAACCUGAGCAACAUCCGUACCGGAGCGCUAGCUCGCCGCGCCCCCCAGAGCCAGCCCGACCAAAAGGACACCCCUGACGAGCCCUAUGCCUUCCAGGCCAGAGAGUUCCUGCGCAAGAUGCUGAUUGGGAAGGAGGUAUGCUUCACAGUGGAGGUCAAGACUGCUCUGGGCAGAGAAUACGGCAUGGUGUACCUGGGCAGAGACACCACCGGUGAGAACAUCGCUGAAUCUCUGGUGAACGAGGGCCUCGCCACCGUCCGCAGGGAAGGAAUCCGGGGCAACAAUCCAGAUCAGGCUAGACUGUGUGACCUGGAGGACCAGGCCAAGGCCUCCAAGAAGGGCAUGUGGACGGAGGGCGGCGGCACCAACACUGUACGCGACCUCAAGUACAUAAUCGAGAACCCCCGCAACUUCGUUGACUCCAUGCACCAGAAACCUGUCAAUGCCGUCAUUGAGCACGUGCGCGACGGUAGUGUGGUCCGUGCCCUGCUCCUGCCCGACUACUACCUGGUCACGGUCAUGCUCUCUGGGGUCAAGUGUCCGACGUUCAAGCGUGAGGCGGACGGCACGGAGUCGCCAGAGCCCUUCGCUGCCGAGGCCAAGUUCUUCACGGAGUCGCGUCUCCUCCAGAGGGAUGUGCAGAUCAUCCUGGAGAGCUGCCCCAACCAGGUCAUCCUGGGUACCGUCCUCCACCCGAAUGGGAACAUCACAGAGCUGCUGCUGAAGGAAGGGUUCGCCCGCUGUGUGGACUGGUCCAUGGCCGUCUACACCCAGGGGGCAGAGAAACUCCGGGCUGGAGAAAAAUCUGCUAAAGAACGUAAAGUGCGUAUCUGGAAGGACUACGUAGCCCCCACAGCCAACAUGGACCAGAAGGACAGGCAGUUUGUGGCCAAGAAAGGGAGUCGUCGGAAUAACACUGAGGCCCACCGCCUCAAGUCAGCAGCAUGUUAG
Oncorhynchus masou masou (cherry salmon) is the source of this 1259-nucleotide messenger RNA. RefSeq names its product staphylococcal nuclease domain-containing protein 1-like. Gene Ontology annotation, molecular function: nuclease activity; RNA binding. The record is from RefSeq and is a predicted model, not a curated record. The transcript has 10 exons. The coding region runs from base 27 to 1259 and encodes 410 amino acids. Gene Ontology annotation, cellular component: nucleus; cytosol. Lineage: Eukaryota; Metazoa; Chordata; Actinopteri; Salmoniformes; Salmonidae. Gene Ontology annotation, biological process: mRNA catabolic process.